GUUUUCCGUGAUAGUCUCAACCAUGGCUCGCAACUUCCUCACUCUUUUGUUACUCGGCAGCGUUGCCGUUGCGACCGCGCAGAGUCCCGAAAAGUUAUUGGGAGCGAGCGACGCGCAGCCGGGCCAAUUUCCUUACAUGGUGUCGCUUCGUUUAAACGGCAACCACAUGUGCGGCGGUGCAAUUAUUAGCCAGUACCAUGUUCUCACCGCCGCGCACUGCGUGAAAGCCCUCGUCGAUUACACGAACUACGUCUCUGUCGUUACCGGCACUAUCUACCUUCACGAGGGUGGCCAGAGCUAUGGUGUGGCCGCCAUGUUUACUCAUCCAGGUUACAACCCUGGCAGUCAGCCGAACAAUGACGUCGGUGUGAUCAAGCUAGCCGAACCCAUAAGUUACAACGAGUGGCAGCAAAGCAUACCCCUUCCCACUGCCGACCCACCGGCCGGCAACUACGUCGUCGUGUCCGCUUGGGGUGAGACAUCGCCACCCCCGUACGGACCUCUGCCCAACACGCUGCAUUACGUGUACCUGAUGGUCAUCAGCUACGGGGAAUGUUCUCGUUACCAUGAACUCGAUGUGUCGAGGAAAGUGGUCUGCACGUUUGACGGCGUCGGCAUCGGCUUGUGUCCUGGUGACAGCGGCAGCCCGGUUGUUUACAACAAUCAAAUCGUCGGCGUGGUGUCCCGUGGAAUUCCUUGCGCGCGCGGCGUGCCCGACGUGUCCACCAGUGUGUACGACACCCUCGAUUUCAUUCGCGCAGCGAUGGAAUUGUAA
This is a messenger RNA of Nomia melanderi (Alkali bee), 775 nucleotides long. RefSeq names its product chymotrypsin-2-like. Gene Ontology annotation, biological process: proteolysis. Gene Ontology annotation, molecular function: serine-type endopeptidase activity. NCBI's taxonomy places the organism in Eukaryota, Metazoa, Arthropoda, Insecta, Hymenoptera, Halictidae. The record is from RefSeq and is a predicted model, not a curated record.